CAGAUCUCUGCAUCAAAUCUGAAAAUGGAUGGACCAGAGAUGUUGAAAUGGGAUGUUCAGAACUUUAUUAAGCAUAAAAGAGCUUGCUUUCCAAAAACCACUUUACAACAGCUGAAGGAUGCAAUUCUUGAAGGAAACCAUCGAAUUCUUGCAUCCUUGAAGGAAAAGAGUGGAUUAUCAAUUGGCAAUCAGUCUGAAAAUAGAAUCACUGUGGAUGAUGAUGAUCUUAAUGCAGCAGUCCCAGGGAGACUUGAGAAGAGCAGUGAUAGUGCAACUAUGGAAGCAGGAGGGAACUUAACUGCUCCAACCGCUGAAAAUUUGGAUGGCCUCUUGCGAGAAGAUUCACCUAAUAGAGAUUUGUUACCCUCUAAGAGGGAUAGGAGUGACUUGGAUACUGAAAAUCAGUCUGCAAAAUCCAAUGAAGAUCUUAUCAAUAUGGACAAUGGUUGUGAUCCCCAUUUGCAUAAUGGCAAGAAGCUCAAAAGGGACGCUGCUUGUACCAGUGAGGCAGUUGGUCAGAAGUCUGUUCCUAUAAUUGGAAAUGAACUUUCAGAAGAUUCAUCUAGAAGAGAUGGAGAAAAUACUGUAAGAGAAGGGUCUGAGUUGGCCAUAUUAUCUCAAGUGGGAGGCUCGGAGGAAAACAGGUUCUCAGAAAACAAUCAUGAUCAGCGUACUAAUCCACAGAUUUCUUGUAACAACGAUACAGUGCCUUUAGGUACAUCUGGAGAUGGACCAGAUUGUGGUCUCCCUGUUAAUGGAGCCAAGGAUGAUGGCAAGGAUUGUGCUGAAAUGGGAACAUCAAAUGCUGCACCUCCAGACGAAACCCAUCAAAGUAUUUGUGUUGAUGAAGCCAGAGAUAAGUGUGAGAAGGCCCAACUAUAUACAUCUAAUGGUGUACUUAAUGAUGGAUCCUUCCAGAACUAUUUUCCUGACAGUGCCAAAGAUGACAUGGUACAUAAUCCUAUACAAGAAAUGUCUAGCGAUAGUGAUGGUUAUCAGGACGAGAAGGUUGAUGUUGCCAUGGAGAAACGUACUUUCUUGAACUCUCAGGGCACAUUCAGUGUGGAUUCCCUGGCAACAGCUGACUGUACAGAGCUUACUCUUUGUAUGAAGUGUAAUGAAGGUGGUCAACUAUUGGUUUGUAGUUCAAGCACGUGUCCGUUAGUGGUUCAUCAGAGGUGCUUGAGCUCUGCACCCAGCUUUGAUGACAUCAAGAAAAAGGCGUCUUUAGCUAGGAAAGAUCUCGCUGCUUUCAUUGGAUUGGAGAAUGGACAUCGGGCAAACAAACUUUGUAAGAGAUUUCUUAGAUCAGAGCAAAAUCAGUUGAGACGAGAUGACAACGUGAAUGGAAACAAUCAAACAAACUACAAUGGAAACCAUGUAGAUGAAGUCAAUAGUUCUCAAUACAGAGAAAAUGUAGAAGCUAAGCAACAAGCAGAACCUUCAGUAUCAGGCUUUAAUGGCAAUCUAUCUUGUCGAGAAGGUGGUGUGACCGUAAAUGAUGGAACACUUGCGGAGACACAACAGAUUGAUGAACGGUCUGGUUCUAAGCUUCAUGAAGAUAAUCCAUCUUGCAGAGACGCAGAGAUUGUCGAUGUGACCAAGAUACUUGCUGGAGAUGGAAAGCAACAGGAAGUUUUACAACAACCGAUUACUGAUUCAACCCAAAAAGCUGCAUGUCCACCGAAUGCUGAUGCAGAGGAAAGUUCUGAAGAAGAAAAUGAUAAGACCUCUUCUAAUUACUCCAGAUCACUCAGAAGAAAAGAAAAAAAGUACACUUACCCGGCAAUUCCUCAGUUGAGGCAAAAGAAACUCCCAUGGACAGCUGCAGAAGAGGUCAUACUAAAGGAGGGUGUGAAUAGAUUUUCAAGUGUUCAAGAUAGAACUAUCCCAUGGAAGAGGAUUUUGGAAUUUGGGGUUGAUGUGUUUCAGAAAGGUCGAACCUCAAUAGACCUCAAAGAUAAAUGGAGGAAUAUUUACAAAGGAAGCCCCAAAUCGAACCCCAAGUCAAAGUGA
Molecule: messenger RNA, 2016 nt
Organism: Camellia sinensis
Lineage: Eukaryota; Viridiplantae; Streptophyta; Magnoliopsida; Ericales; Theaceae
Source: RefSeq, a predicted model, not a curated record